Symbiodinium sp. CCMP2592 is the source of this 1989-nucleotide messenger RNA. The record is from the annotation of a GenBank genome assembly. Lineage: Eukaryota; Dinophyceae; Suessiales; Symbiodiniaceae.
AUGAGCGAUAGUCAGAUCAAUCCUCCGAAGGGACAGCUCUUUCUCACACUGCUCCCCCACGCUCCGGGCACGGGCAGCAACAAUGAAUGGGAGGAAGUGUACAUGAACGCCAGGAGAAAUCCGGGCCGAGAAACGCUUCCGAAUACAGCUCAGAAGCAAAGCACGUUGCCCGAAGGAGUUGGAUCAAACAGGAUGAUUGUGUUUGCCAUCGACCUGCACAUGUACGCCGUGGGUAUCAACCCGGUAUCCUACCACCCGAGAGGCUACCAUGCACUCAAGGAUACGAUUCCCCUCGCUUGCAUGCCGAUUGCCUAUUUCAUGGAUACAGGCGCGAUGGUGUUCAACACCGCCUUCAAGUAUCUUGGAGGAGGGGUGGUCAACGAGAGCAGUGGCCUCUGGCUAGCUUCACCUGCCCGAUGUGCGCGGCGCUGUUUCCCGCGGGUCUCCGCCUGCGCCACUCGUGCACGAAACCGAUUCACUAUCCUGAUGGAAUCUAUUACGCCGAUCAGCAGAACAUGUUCCAGGUGGCAUACUAUGGUGUCCACGCAAAAUGGUUCUACGAUCUGCUCGGCUAACGACCUCAGCGAGUUCAAACCUCAUGUGUAUCCAACGAUUAGGCACCUGAGGAACUUUCCCGCAUCACGGGCACUGUCUGAGGAUCACAGACAGACUGCCUUCUUCGGCAUUAGUCCGAUUAGAUGUGUCGCUGUGGAUCUCUUGCCGACCGAGGUAGAACUGUUCAAGAGAAGCGUGCGUGGCACGAUCCAGGCCGCGAUUCGCCUGGACAUUUCUGUCGAACGAUUGGUCGCUGGGAUCACAAGGAAAGAAGCCCGCGGAGGCGUGCUGGACUUCUUUGAAUCCGACCGAGCCAAAACGAUUGUCAAACACUACGGCUCGGUGUUCACCAGCUGCCGCGAGAGGCCGCUUUGCUACUACGCACGAUGGUCGGUCCACUGUCAACGCGCAUACCCGGUAUGCCUGGAGCACGCCUACCUCUCCCCCUUCAACAGAGAGAAAGUUGAGAAGCUCCGAGAGGCACAUCUGCUCCUGGAGAGAGCUAGCCACAUGCGACUCUGCACUGAGUUCGGUACGGUUGAUGAGUUCCGUGACACGAUGAGGGACACGGAGAAAUACAAGCGAUACAUGCGUGUGGGCAGUGAGAGCCUUUCGAUACUCUUGGCAAAGGUUACCCUCACCACGUGCUACCGCAUUCCCGUGAAGGGAGAACCCGGUUACAUCUCCGAUGACGAUGAUGACGAGAUAGCUGGCAAUGCCGAUGCUGCAGGGGGUGUCCAAGGGAUCGGUCCCGAUGCGAAGGACAUCCUUGAACAGGAUAAGGCCACGGAAGAUACCUUCUUCGAGCUUGUGGAUCGAAUCCAAGACAAGCUUCCCGAUCGAAGGAAUCGAAGGGCCAACGAUCCGGCCAAGAUGGAAAUAGAGAAGGACGUGUUCGAGGCCAUGCCUGAAGAGCUGGAAGCUCCACCGGAUCUGCUUGAUGUUUCUUCUCGAAGACGAGCAGCGCUCACAACAUCCCUGUUCCUCCGGAUGAUGACGAUGAAGAAUGCGAGCUCGAUCGGGUAUCGCUCCGGAGACGGCAACGCCGCCGCCACGCGAGAUGCCCCCACCGAGCAAUCCGCCCAGCGAAAAGCACCCAAAAAGGAAUCCUUUAGUGAUCCCCACAUCGAUGGGGAGACACUCCGCGUUUCCGGUAGAUCACGAUUUGCAGACGACAAACGGAUGCCCGAUGUACUGAGGAUGAAGACGAAGGUUCCAGAUGAAGGUCUGGGGAAUCCUACGAUAGGGCAACUCAUCCAGAUGUACCACGAUCCCAAAUCGUUGCCGGUGAUCCGCAAUCGUUCUGCAGAACUGAUCAUCGCGAUGAAUGCCGAUCCUGAUGACAAUGUUAACAUGAGGGCUGCUGGCGUUCAUCGAGCGGCUGCCGAUGUGAGAGCUCCGUCUCCAGGCAGCACAUCCGCUACCCCCGACUGA